AUGUGGUCCAUCAGAGCACACGGUAAAGAAAUUGAUCCCAAUCAAAUUUAUGCUGGACAUCCCACCAUGUUCAGUAUGGAACUUCAUCAUGGUGGGAAGUUCACAAAGUUUCCAGGCAUCAAGUAUAUUGAAGGGGUUGUAGCAUACAUUGAUGUGAUCGAUAUAGAAGAGUUCUCAGUACACGAAAUGGACUCCAUCAUGUUAGAUUUAGGAGCUCUAGGUAAUGAUGAUGAUGUACGUAACCUAUCAAAAUAUGUGAGUGAGAACAAACUAAUAAAAGUGUACACAGAGCAUGGAGAAACAACGUUAGUUACCUAUUUCAUGUCCCCAAAUGGUCCUAGAAGGGUUAUAAUAGAAGAGAUUAAAGAUGAGGAACCACCUCAGUCUGUAUCCCCUACUGUAGGGUUGACCUUGGCAAGGUAUGGGCUUUUCACACCUGAGUUGAGUAGGGGCAGAGGUUGGAAACCUACCCAAGGUAGCUCAUCAUGUAGUAAAAAACUUUUCUUAGAUUGGGUAGACAAAGGAGGAAUAAGUGUUGUUGAAGGUGAUCAAGUUGACCUUGUGACUACUAAUGCUGAUGUAGAAAUGGUUGAAAAAUUAGUGAAUGAAGAUGUAGAGGAGGGGCAACCUAUUGCAAAUAAGGGUGUAGAGGAGGGGUGUACUACUAUGAAUAAGCAACACCAAUCAAAUGAAGUCCCUUUUGAAGACAACUAUAGUGUAGAAGAGGAAAUGUUGGAAGAUUUUGACCCUUUCUAUGGGGUUGAAUUUAAUGAAAGUAUUCCAAAAAAAACAUCCAACAUGGCUGAUGUAGAUGCAAGUAAUGAUGAUGAUUCAGAUAGCAGUGAAGACAAUAGUGAAGAUAGUGACUUUAUGGUUGAUGAAGAUAACCUAAUUUCGGAUAUUGAAGUAGACAUGGAGAAUUUUUACAUGAGUAUAGACAUAGAUGCAGAGUACUUGGGGAGUGUGUAUAAGUUUCAUGAGGGUAAUGAUGUUCAAGAGGAAGUAUAG
Messenger RNA from Lactuca saligna, 1008 nucleotides. The record is from the annotation of a GenBank genome assembly. Lineage: Eukaryota; Viridiplantae; Streptophyta; Magnoliopsida; Asterales; Asteraceae.